AUGACUGAAGCCAAACAAGAUUUAAUUGAAUUAUCAUCAAAUCCUUUAGAUGUAUGGAUAAAUACACAUUAUGAUGAAUUGUGUGCAGGUAUGAUAUGUAAAAAUGCUUUAUUCUGCAAACCAUCAGACAUGAAAGACAAGAAUUUUCAAAUGAGUAUUAAAGAUAAAUGUGAUAAGAAACAGAGAAGAAUAGAUGGUAAACAAACAUGGUGUUAUGUUUUGAAAGAAGAAAUGAAAGGAUUAUAUAAACAGGUUGAACCAAACGAUAAUGAGGAUUCAUUUACUGAUGAUGAAAUACCUGUAAAUGAAGCUUUAUAA
Trichomonas vaginalis G3 is the source of this 318-nucleotide messenger RNA. RefSeq lists its product as uncharacterized. The record is from RefSeq and is a predicted model, not a curated record. The transcript has a single exon. The coding region runs from base 1 to 318 and encodes 105 amino acids. Lineage: Eukaryota; Parabasalia; Trichomonadida; Trichomonadidae.